AUGAUAGUAAAAUGGUAUGCACUAUUAAUUAUUUCGCUGAUAGAUCUACGUCCUUCAGAAAGUACUUUUUCAAUUCAACAAUCAUUGACUAUUCUUUGUACUCAAUUUCCUUUGAUAUCAAAUGUGAACAAUUCCGAUUUACAAUGUGCUCGUUUACAAAAAGAUGAAGAUGUUCAAAUAAGCUCAGCAGAUGUCGAUAAACCAACUGAACUCGUACUUUUCAUUCUCAUUGACCGAUUAUCAACAACUUCGGUUCCUGCUGACAUCGAAAUCAACUUCAGUCAAUCCGAUGAUACUCCAUCAUCCAUCCAGAACAUAUACUUUAGUCUAUUAAUUACACAAUCAAACUUUACAAUCAACAAUCAAACCAAUAAUGCAUAUCUUCCAUACAACAUCCUAACUUUUCGUUGGAACACUUUCAAUGAGACUGAUUACGAAUUAAUCGAUCAAUUCUCAGUUGCUAAUCAAUACACUUCACAAGAGACAAGUUUGUGUAGAUGGAAUGGCGAUCAAUGGAAUCGUUUGUUUUACGAAAACCAAUCGACGAACAUUUCCUAUGUUUAUUUUCUCAAAACAUAUAGUUCUCAAUUAUCAUUUACACUCAUCAACGCAAGUAACAAGUCAUUAGGGUUAGCAGCACCGACACCUUUCUUGGAUGUCCUCUACUGUCUUCGAUAUCGACUUGGUGUCUUAGAAAUCGUUCUGAUUACUUGUUUUGGCUUCGCUUUUCUGACUGCUAUUGUUGUUCUGGCGGUUUUGCAUCUUUUCAAACGUGAACAAGUCGAUCGAACUCAUCAUUUCCAACGUUAUCAUCAAACAGAUGAAUUACAAAGGCCAACGAAAGAUUCGAUACAAAAACGUCGCUAUCGUUCCAAUGAGACGAUGAGUUAUUCCGAAUUCGACAAUCAGCGUGAUGAGUGA
Messenger RNA from Adineta ricciae, 921 nucleotides. The record is from the annotation of a GenBank genome assembly. NCBI's taxonomy places the organism in Eukaryota, Metazoa, Rotifera, Eurotatoria, Adinetida, Adinetidae.